AAGAAGGGAAAUCAUAUAUUCUUUCUUUCAUGAAUUAGAUAUCAUUUCCCAGUGGAACAUAUACCAUUGCAAGGUUAUGGCUAUAUGGAGAUGUUGACGUUAUGGAGAUUGAAAUAUUUCCGACAACAUAUGACGUGAAUAACACUGGAGGACUUUGCAGUAAACUUGGGGCUGGGAAAAAACUAAUAUCCAGAGACGGGAAUCCAUGGAAUAAUGCAAAUGAAUUUGCAAAGUCCUGGAAGGUUGACGACAAAGAAAAUCUAAUAUCAAUGCCAGAUGAGGAUAUUUUAUCCUUUGAGGAACAGCACCAGACAGCCUUUUACUGCACCUGUAAUCAAACAAAUGGAAAACACCCAGUCGGUAUCGCAAUGUGCGGCAAAUCAAAGUCAGUAAAAUGUGACUUACGAAAAGAAAGGAAAGUUAGACCAAAACCAACCUGCUCAGUGCGAAUGAGACGAUCUGCAGCGUCUCUAUUUUCGUUUCUUCCGAAAGACCACAUUAAGAUCCAACAAAGAAAAAAGCGUUCAGAAACGUAUUCCACAUCGCCAAUGACAGAACAACAAGCCAAGGAUUACUGUCACAAAUUCAUGAACGAGUCACCUGCCUUUAUAGCAUGUAGCAAUAUACCCAGCGUCCAUCCUGAGGAUGCCAUUGCUGACUGUGUCCUAGACAUUCAUCUGACGAACUCUACAUUGUGGGCAAGCGCUUCUCGAGAGGGCCUUAAAUCACUGUGUUUGAAAGAAUUAAACCAUAAUAAUACUUUAUGGAAAGAUGACAGUCAAGACAGUGAACUAUCCAUCGUUGACAAUAUCCUUUCUGUUACUUGCCUUAACGAAUGUAAUGGCAACGGAGAAUGCAAGAAUGGAACAUGUGAAUGUAACGAUGGAUUUGCAGCUGCAGAUUGUUCUAUGCGAUUGGAUGAGCCACCUGUUGUAGUCGGUGUGAAUGUCGAUCAUGGUGGAUUGUGCGACAAAAGCACGUGUUUAGACGUUAUUGUUGAUGGUGAUCUUUUCCUAGAUAUCCCAUCGCUAGCAUGCAAGAUGAAGCAUUUUCAGGUUGCAAGAACUGGUGAAAUGAAGUAUCUGGAAACGGUUGUCGUCGGUGGUGAUCAUAAUACAAUUUCGGAUAUGAGAUGUCCUUUACCACAGUCAAGAAGCCGGCGUUCGUUGCAUCAAAAGAUGUUUGUGUCCGGAUAUGAAAUAUCAAUUAGCAACAAUGCAAUAAAUUUCAGUUCCUCCCACAUGUUAUACAUAUUGGAUUCAACGUGCCAAGAUACUAUGGAACUAAAUGGAAGACUUCGAUUUAUUCUUAAGGAUGAAUUCUGCUUCAUUAACGGACAUUGUGUACGCGACGGAACGGAGGAUGGGUCCAACAUAUGUAAUAUUUGCGAUUAUAAAACAGAUGCCUUUACCUGGACAUUGAUGGAUAAAACGGUGUGCCAGAAGAAGAGCGCAAAAGUUUGGGUUAUUUCCCUUGCGAUUGGAAUAUGUGUCUUGAUCUUGGGUAUCACCAUAACGAUCAUCAAGAUCAUUUGGAUGAAGAAAAAGAAAGCUAGGGAAGUUUUCAACAUGCCAACAACUUCUGAAAGAUAUUUCUUGUCUUCAAAAAAGACAUUUUCCAACAUUAACCGUGCAUUAUACCAAGAUUAAUUUUUUUCCAUGCGACGAUGACUUUGAAUGAAGAGUAAAGAAUCCCUUGACAGCAUUUCCACAUAAAUUCAAUAUUCUGAGAUAUAAUUUACAAACCCAAUUUACCGUAAUCCAAAUUGUAAAUACAGUGUACCAUAUUUUAUAAAUCUAAUGUACAUGUGUGUGUGUUCUAUAAAUAUUAAUGAUGUGAAUACUAUCAAUAUCAAUCAUAUGAAUAUUACUAAUAUGAAAAUGAGCUUAAGGAAUACAUGCACAGUGAGUAAAGUAAAUUUCAAUUCUAUGGAUAUCAAUAAUAUGAAUAAUGCUGAUAUGUAUGUAAAUGAUAUGAAUGCAAUAGUUAUGAAUAUGGAUAAUAUAAUAUUAAUAAUGUAGAUAUGACGAAUAUGAAUGUAAAUUAUAUAAUUUAUAUGAAUAAUGAGUAUGAAUUUCAAUCAUAUGAACAUUUUGAAGAUGAAUGAUAUGAAUACUAUGAUUAUAAAUAAUAA
Ostrea edulis (European flat oyster) is the source of this 2134-nucleotide messenger RNA. RefSeq names its product von Willebrand factor D and EGF domain-containing protein-like. The coding region runs from base 102 to 1649 and encodes 515 amino acids. NCBI's taxonomy places the organism in Eukaryota, Metazoa, Mollusca, Bivalvia, Ostreida, Ostreidae. The record is from RefSeq and is a predicted model, not a curated record. The transcript is spliced from 10 exons.